CUGUACUAUGUCCGCAGUCUCUGGUUAUCUCCUGUACUGUGUCUGCAGUCUCUGGUCAUCUCCUGUACUAUGUCCGCAGUCUCUGGUUAUCUCCUGUACUAUGUCCGCAGUCUCUGGUCAUCUCCUGUACUGUGUCCGCAGUCUCUGGUCAUCUCCUGUACUGUGUCCGCAGUCUCUGGUCAUCUCCUGUACUUCUCUGGUCAUCCCCUGUACUGUCUGCAGUCUCCGGUCAUCUCCUGUACUAUGUCCGCAGUCUCUGAAAAAUACGGUAAUU
Messenger RNA from Staurois parvus, 274 nucleotides. The record is from the annotation of a GenBank genome assembly. NCBI's taxonomy places the organism in Eukaryota, Metazoa, Chordata, Amphibia, Anura, Ranidae.